GAUCUGUUUGGUGUGGUGUCAUUCGGCAGGCAGAACGACUAUAGAUCUCUCACCGCGAGAGAAGGACGGCGACAGAGGAGGCCCAGGGAGGCGGGCAAUCAGGAGAGGUGGUCCGACAAGAGACGGUAAGGACCGUGGAGGAGUUCAGCAGGGGCGUGAUAGUGCUCCCAGAUACUGUCCGACAUGGAGGGUGGCGAUGGGGCGGCCCUGGUCUCCUACAUCAUGGACGAGGAGACGCUGAAGAGGAAGCAGCGGGAGAAGCUGAAGAAGCUCCAGGCCACGGGCGGGAAUCCCCGCCCUGCACGCUCGCUGUUCUUCCUCACGCUGAAGAACCCCUUCCGCAAGGCCUGCAUCAGCAUCGUGGAGUGGAAACCCUUCGAGAUCAUCAUCCUGCUGACCAUCUUUGCCAACUGUGUGGCCCUGGCUGUGUUCCUGCCCAUGCCCGAGGAGGACACUAAUAACACCAACAGCAAUCUGGAGAGCCUGGAGUACAUUUUCCUGGUCAUCUUCACCCUGGAGUGUUUUUUGAAGAUCGUCGCCUACGGCCUGCUGUUCCAUGCUGACGCUUAUCUGCGCAACUGCUGGAAUAUACUGGAUUUUGUCAUAGUAUUCAUGGGGCUCUUCACCAUUAUCCUGGACACCAUCAACCACAUCAGUGGUGUGGAGGCCCCGGUAGGAGAGAAGGGCGGAGGCUUUGAUAUGAAGGCUUUGAGGGCAUUCCGUGUGCUGAGGCCCCUCCGGCUCGUCUCAGGCGUCCCCAGCCUGCAGGUGGUGAUGAACUCCAUCCUCAAGUCCAUGCUACCUCUGAUGCACAUUGCCCUGCUGGUGUUCUUUAUGGUCACCAUCUACGCCAUCGUUGGUCUGGAGCUCUUCAAGUGCAAGAUGCACAAGACCUGCUACUACACUGGCACAGACAUUAUUGCCACAGUGGAGGAUGAACUGGCAUCACCCUGUGCCCAGGCUGGCAACGGGCGGCGCUGCACCAUCAAUGGCUCUGAGUGCCGGGCAGGCUGGCCAGGGCCUAACAAUGGCAUCACGCACUUCGACAACCUGGGGUUUGCCAUGCUUACGGUGUACCAAUGCAUCACCAUGGAGGGCUGGACUGAGGUUCUCUACUGGGUAAAUGAUGCCAUAGGUAAUGAAUGGCCCUGGAUCUACUUCGUCACCCUUAUCCUGCUGGGCUCCUUCUUUAUACUCAACCUGGUUCUGGGCGUACUCAGCGGGGAGUUCACAAAGGAGCGGGAGAAGGCGAAGUCUAGGGGGGAGUUCCAGAAGCUGCGGGAAAAACAGCAGCUGGACGAGGACCUGAAAGGCUACAUGGACUGGAUCACCCAGGCAGAAGUCAUUGAUAAUGACCAGGAGGGACAAGGACUCCUGCCUCUGGAUGAAGGUGGUUCAGAUACUGAGAGCUUGUAUGACAUAGAGGGUCUGAACCGUCUACGCUUCUACUUCCGUCACUGGCGCCGCUGGAACCGCUUCUUCCGGAGGAAAUGUCGUGUCUGGGUCAAGUCUCGGCUGUUUUACUGGGUGGUGAUCCUGCUGGUGUUCCUCAACACUCUGGCCAUUGCCACCGAGCACCACCAACAGCCCGAGGGGCUCACCAGCCUGCAAGACAACGCCAACAAGGUGCUGCUGUUGCUGUUUGCACUGGAGAUGUGCCUGAAGAUGUAUGCCCUGGGGCUGCCCUCGUACUUCAUAUCUCUGUUCAAUCGCUUUGAUUGCUUUGUGGUUACUGUGGGCAUCCUGGAGCUGGUGCUGGUGCGGAUGGAUGUGGUGUCAGUGCUUGGUAUCUCCGUGCUGCGCUGCAUCCGCCUCCUACGGUUACUCAAGGUCACAAAGUACUGGACAGGCCUCAGCAACCUUGUGGCCUCCCUACUGAACUCUGUGCGCUCCAUCGCCUGCCUGCUCUUGCUGCUUUUCCUCUUCAUUGUCAUCUUCUCCCUGCUGGGCAUGCAGGUGUUUGGGGGCAAGUUUAACUUCCCUGACCAGGAGGUGCAGCGUAGUACCUUUGACAGCUUCCCCCAAGCUCUCAUCAGUGUUUUCCAGAUCCUCACAGGCGAGGACUGGGACACUGUGAUGUACAAUGGCAUCAUGUCUUAUGGAGGACCAGUCUUCCCUGGAAUACUGGUCAGCAUCUACUUCAUCAUCCUCUUCAUCUGCGGCAACUACAUAUUGCUGAAUGUGUUCCUGGCCAUUGCUGUGGACAACCUGGCUGAGGCAGAGAGUCUGACAUUGGCGCAGAAAGAGAAAACGGAGGAGAAGAUGCGCAAGAAGUUGCUGAGCGCCAGCAACCCUGACAAGGCAGAGGAAGAGAAAACCUUGAUGGCUAAGAAGCUGGCAGAGCAGAGAGCUAAGAUAGACGGUAUCCCCACCACAGCCAAGCUAAAAGUGGAUGAGUUUGAGUCAAACGUCAACGAAAUCAAGGACCCAUUCCCACCAGCAGAUUUUCCCGGGGAUGAUGAGGAGGAAGAUCCAGAGAUCCCAGUGAGCCCCAGACCCCGGCCCAUGGCGGAUCUGCAGCUGAAAGAGAAGGCUGUACCCAUGCCUGAGGCCAGCUCCUUCUUUAUCUUCGGCCCUCAGAACAAGUUCCGCAAACUGUGCCACCGGAUCAUCAACGCCACCACCUUCACCAAUAUCAUCCUUCUCUUCAUCCUCCUCAGCAGCAUCUCUUUGGCGGCCGAAGACCCCAUUGACCCCGAAUCCUUCAGAAACCAGGUCCUGGCCUAUGCUGACAUCGUCUUUACCUCGGUGUUCACCGCUGAGAUUGUGCUCAAGAUGACCACGUACGGUGCAAUCCUUCACAAGGGAUCCUUUUGCCGGAACUCCUUCAACAUCCUGGACCUGAUCGUUGUGGGUGUGUCCCUGCUCUCCAUGGGAAUGGAGUCCAGCGCCAUCUCAGUAGUAAAGAUCCUGAGGGUGCUGAGGGUGCUGAGGCCCCUGAGAGCCAUCAAUCGAGCCAAGGGCCUCAAGCACGUGGUCCAGUGUGUGUUUGUGGCCAUCAAGACCAUCGGCAACAUUGUCCUGGUGACCAUGCUGCUGGACUUUAUGUUUGCCUGCAUCGGUGUCCAGCUCUUCAAGGGUACAUUUCACAGGUGCACAGACCCCUCCAAAAUGACAGAAGCAGAGUGCAAGGGAACUUACAUCAAGUACCAGGAACAUGCCCUCCACGAGAUGGAGGUGCGGCAGCGAGAGUGGAUGAACAGCGACCUGAACUUCGACAGCGUGCUGAAUGGCAUGUUGGCGCUCUUCACCGUGUCUACGUUUGAGGGAUGGCCUAAACUGCUCUACAAGGCCAUCGACUCCCAAGCUGAAAACAUGGGCCCCAUCUACAACAACCGUGUGGAGAUAUCCAUCUUUUUCAUUGUCUACCUCAUCCUCAUCGCCUUCUUCAUGAUGAAUAUCUUCGUGGGCUUUGUCAUCGUCACCUUCCAGGAGCAGGGUGAGCAGGAGUACAAGAACUGCGAAUUGGACAAGAAUCAGCGCCAAUGUGUCCAGUAUGCUCUCAAAGCCUGCCCCCUACGCUGCUACAUCCCCCAGGACACCUACCAGUACUGGGUGUGGUACAUCGUGACUUCCUGUUACUUUGAGUACCUCAUGUUCCUGCUCAUCAUGCUGAACACCCUCUGUUUGGGCAUGCAGCACUGUGACCAGUCUGACCACAUCACCCACCUGUCAGACAUGCUUAAUGUGAUCUUCACCGUACUCUUCACUGCGGAGAUGAUCCUCAAGUUGCUGGCCUUCAAGGCUAAGGGAUACUUCGGAGAUCCCUGGAACGUGUUUGACUUCCUGAUUGUCAUUGGCAGCGUUGUGGACGUCAUUCUCAGUGAGAUUGAUACUGCCCUUGCAUCCAGCGGCGGACUCUACUGUCUCCAUGGUUGCGCGGAGGUGAACCCAAUGCAAGCUAUUGCAGACUCGGAAAAUGCCCGGGUCUCCAUCACCUUCUUCCGGCUGUUUCGUGUGAUGCGCCUGGUGAAGCUGCUGAACCGGUCAGAGGGCAUCCGCAACCUGCUGUGGACCUUCAUCAAGUCCUUCCAGGCCCUUCCCUAUGUAGCUCUGCUCAUUGUGAUGCUGUUUUUCAUCUACGCCGUCAUUGGGAUGCAGGUUUUUGGUAAGAUUGCUCUGGUGGACGGCACACAAAUCAACCGCAACAACAACUUCCAGACGUUCCCGCAGGCAGUGCUGUUGCUGUUUAGGUGUGCCACAGGUGAAGCGUGGCAGGAGAUCAUGCUGGCAUGUAUGUACGGCAAGCUGUGUGACCCCAAAUCAGAUUACCAGCCCGGGGAGGAAUACACGUGCGGGGCCAGCUUUGCCGUGGUUUACUUCAUGAGCUUCUACAUGCUCUGUGCCUUCCUGAUCAUCAACCUAUUCGUGGCAGUCAUCAUGGACAACUUCGACUAUCUGACACGCGAUUGGUCAAUCCUCGGUCCUCACCACCUGGAUGAGUUUAAGAAAAUCUGGGCAGAGUAUGACCCUGAAGCCACGGGGCGAAUCAAGCAUCUGGAUGUGGUGACUCUGCUGCGCAGGAUCCAACCCCCACUGGGCUUCGGAAAGUUCUGCCCUCACCGUGUCGCGUGCAAGCGCCUGGUCUCCAUGAACAUGCCGAUGAACAGCGACGGCACUGUCACCUUCAACGCCACCCUGUUUUCCCUGGUGAGAACGGCCCUCAAGAUCAAAACCGAGGGUAACUUUCAGCAGGCCAACGAGGAGUUGCGAGCCAUCAUCAAGAAGAUCUGGAAGCGCACCAGCAUGAAGCUGCUGGACCAGGUUAUCCCUUCAGUUGGAGACGACGAAGUGACCGUGGGAAAGUUCUAUGCCACGUUCCUGAUCCAAGACCAAUUCCGCAAGUACAUAAAGAGACGAGAAGAGUAUUACGGGUAUCGGCCCACCAAGAAGAAGAACGCCAUGGAGAUUCAGGCAGGUCUUCGCAGUAUGGAGGAGGAGGCUCUACCAGAACUGCAGCGUGCAAUCUCGGGGGACCUGAUGGCUGGGGAGGACACUGACCAGGGACUGGAUGAAUCUAUGGAGGAUGCAAUCUUCAGGCGAUCAGGGGGCCUGUUUGGGAACCAUGUGGACCCUUUCACCCUGGAGAGGAACACCCCCCUGCCCACACAGGUCACCAGCCAUCGGCCCCUGCAAGUAUCUGACCACCGGCUAGAAGAGGGGGAUCUGUCACCUGACACCGUAUUCCUGCACAGCCCCCAGUUCUUUCCCAGGAUGCCCAAGAAGGCUAACACCACCACCACCACCAUCACCACCACCACCACCAACAACAACAACAACAACAACAACAACAACAAUAUGAACAACAGGACAGUGUUUCCCUGUGAAUGGGAGGCGGGGCCACAGUUCCAGCCAAUCAAGGACACCCACAGCCUUUUAAAAGAAAAUAAACUACAAGUUUCAAUGGGUCUCCCAGGGUCUGAGCCUGAACAGGAACGCAGCAGAGCAGGAAACCAUCAGGGCAUCAGCGCAAAGGCCGUGAGCUCUGAGAUCCCACGCCAUUGCAUUCAGCACAGGUGGGCACACUCAAACUCCCAGCAUGCCACGGGGCAGCAAUCAGUCAGGUUGGCAUACUCAAACUCCCAGCAUGCCAUGGGGCUGCAAUCAGUGUUUGCCAUAGACCAGCUUAUCCAGAAGGUACUGGACGGUGGUGGUCUAAGCAUUCUGGCUCAGGACUCCCAGUUUGUGUCAGUGGUGAAGCAGGAGAUGGCAGAGGCCUUGGGCUUCGAGCAGGAUGACAUGGAGACCGCAGCCAGAGCACUUCUCCAGAGCCAGAGUGACCACUGCUUUGACCUUGCUGAAGCAGAGCCAGCCACAGAUUGUAGCUUUGUGUAGGCCCCGUCACCAUGACGAUGUGACUUUUUACUGUGACAUCACACCAUAGUGUGGUUUUAUGGGUGAGCUCACCCUGCGUGCUAGAUCUAGAGUGUCUGCCUAGAGUGUCAUUGACGGCGAUAACCCUGUUUCAGUAUGUUUUUCAUAGUUGCAAUUAAGCACUAGAAAGAGACUGUCAUUGAUAAAAAUCAGGAAUGACGCCUUCUUAUAAUCCCAGGUUUAUUGAUCAAAGAAAAUACUGCUGUGAACUAUUUCCCUUAAUGUUGAAUUAUUAUUUUCAGUUGCAGAUAACAGCCUGUUAUCCGGGCUUUUUUUAAAUUAUUUUAUAAGCAUUAAUGGUGGUUUCGCGUUGCCAGUCACUCCUGUGCAUCGGGUGCUGAUGAGGACGGUGUGUACAAUCCUGAGCCAAAUUCUGCUAUGGUUUAGACCUCACUAAAAGCAGAGAUCCUCAGUCGUAAUCCUGUUUAAAGGGCACUACGUUUCUGGUGUGCACAGUGAAGAUCCAGAUCUCAGACUCAGGACUGUAGCAGGAGUGAUAUGGCGGUUAGGGGAAGAGUCUCAUUUGCACUUCCAAGAACUAUACAGUUCUGUUGAAAGCUGAGAAUCCAGAAUCGUGACCUCAGUAUAAACUGACUAUAUCUUAGUCUGUACUGUAGGUUUAAGCUAACCUCUAUAUUAUGUUUCUGAUUCUUGUCCUAAGGAGUUAGCAUCCUGGGCAGGGCAGUGGGAUGCAUGUGUAUGUUAUGAAUUCUUUACUAUUAUUUAUUACUUUAUUCUGUGUUAUUUUUCAAAAUGUUGUUACAGCUUUUUGAAUUCCCACUCAUCGCUCUGGUGAGCUGCAAAGUAAAAUAUGCCUUCCGGUUAAGUUACAUUACUGGUUGUGUUUAUUCAGGAAUGGCCAAAGUACAGUCACACCCUGGUUACAUUUUAACUGCAAUACACAUCAUUUUGUAACUAAGAAUGCAAUCAUAUUUUGAACUUGUUGUGAAACACCAUACGAUUGAUCAUAGUUAGGCCUAAUUAUUUUAUAUUUGACAUAUUAAAAAAAAUGUUUAGAUUUUCUUGUGUUUUAAAUGUUAUAAAUAAAAAAU
Molecule: messenger RNA, 6926 nt
Organism: Paramormyrops kingsleyae
Lineage: Eukaryota; Metazoa; Chordata; Actinopteri; Osteoglossiformes; Mormyridae
Product: dihydropyridine-sensitive L-type skeletal muscle calcium channel subunit alpha-1-like
Biological process (GO): calcium ion import across plasma membrane
Cellular component (GO): voltage-gated calcium channel complex; membrane
Molecular function (GO): high voltage-gated calcium channel activity; calcium ion binding
Source: RefSeq, a predicted model, not a curated record